This is a messenger RNA of Colletotrichum spaethianum, 915 nucleotides long. RefSeq lists its product as uncharacterized. The coding region runs from base 1 to 915 and encodes 304 amino acids. The transcript has a single exon. The record is from RefSeq and is a predicted model, not a curated record. NCBI's taxonomy places the organism in Eukaryota, Fungi, Ascomycota, Sordariomycetes, Glomerellales, Glomerellaceae.
AUGGGUGGCCUGGUCGGUGUAAUCGCCAGCGAGGAACGGUCUCGAGCCAUGCGCAGAGGCAGCCCUAACAUCGAGGCACAGAACGUCAACCCCUUCACGGGGGCCCCGGUCGACCCCAUCGCCGGUAUCCCGCCUCAGAUGAUGUACAACAACAUGAACGGAAUGCACGCCAUGGGUGGCGGUAUGGGUGGUAUGGGAGGCAUGCCGCAAAUGCCCCAGAUGCCGCAGAUGCCCCAGAUGAUGCUUACACCAGGAGACCAGGCACAAAUCCAAAUGACCCAGCAGAUGCAGCAGUUCAUGCAAAUGCAGAUGCAGUUCAUGCAAAUGAUGGCGACGCCGGGCCAGAACAUGAACGGAAUGAACGGCAUGCAACGACCCAUGAGCCAUGUCGGUACCCCCUCAGUUCACGACAGCCAAAGACAGUCGUACUUUGGCGACUCAAUGCUGGAGCCUCCCCGACUCGACCCCCGAACGAGAACCAUGAGCAUGGUGCAACCCAGCUCCUCGUCUUGGAUUCAGCCUGGAGGAGGAUUUGCUCCAUCUAUUCACGGAGGCAUGGGUGGUGGCGGCGGGUAUGCACCCAGCAUCCACGCCCAAGGUGCAGGGUAUGCCCCCUCGAUCGCACCCUCGGAACGCAGCAACGUGGGCUUACCAGGCCGUUACAGACCCGUAACGCAAGCGCCCCAACUGGAUUCCGGCCGACGCAUGUCGGUCAUGUCGGGAGCCAUGGGAUGGGACCAGCCGCCCAAGGUCAUGCAGCAACAGGAGACAAAGACGCCUAACAAAUCGAGCGGCAAUUCGGACGACGACGAUGAAGAGGGAUGGGCCGCGAUGAAGGCCAAGAAGGAGAAGAAGAGGGGCCUUUGGAGGACUAAGAAGAGCAUUGGCAGUGAGAUUGGGGCACUGAUCUCGUAG